Messenger RNA from Aureobasidium pullulans EXF-150, 905 nucleotides. RefSeq lists its product as uncharacterized. The transcript is spliced from 2 exons. Lineage: Eukaryota; Fungi; Ascomycota; Dothideomycetes; Dothideales; Saccotheciaceae. The coding region runs from base 265 to 798 and encodes 177 amino acids. The record is from RefSeq and is a predicted model, not a curated record.
AACAGCAGGGAGGAAGAUGGAUGUCGAUAGUGCAAAAAGAAAGAAGAUUUGCCCGGUCUAGGAUUCGAACCAACGUCUGUAGGGUAGUGCUUGGUAGCGACCGAGUAACACAAUUCGGAACACAGCAGCCGUUCCCUCACACCACCCCACCACCGGGUGAGAAAGUGGUGGUCUUGUGCAAAACUAUACUAUCAUUCCAGCCAUGAGCUACCUUUGAGCUGAGGUCCCUUUCCUUCCCAUCCAUUGUGUAAUGAUCUCCUUGACAUGCAUGCUUUGGCACAAUUGCGCUUUACCGGGACAUCCCCAGCAGCCUCGAUCCUUGGCUGUUGUGCCUUCCAUUCCAUGAGUGAAGCGCCUUGUUUUAGCAGGGAAGAGCGACCCUGCAUAGUCAUUUGCACGUGUGAAUUCAUCAACGCGCGAUCUUCUCCUCCACAACCACUGUUUCUACCUGCACUCCUCCACGAUUCACAUCAACCACCAGAUUCGACAUUUCUCGUUACUACUGUCGAGGACUGCAGUGCACGUCACUCAUCAGCUCGACAAAUUACUCGACACUUCGGCCACUGCUCGUUUCGCCUUCAUCGCUGCCUGUAUCCCUUUCGUCGCGUUCAUCGGUUUCUGCUGCUUGCUUGUCUUUUGGUAGACAUCCAUCGCCUUGAUUUUCUCUGGAGAGUCUGUUGUCUUCUUCUAUGGAGCUCGGUUGAGAUCUGGCUACAGACACCUACGACUUCGCGCAAGACUGGUUCCAAGGACUCAGUUUUCUCCCCCUUUAGCUCUCUCAAUGAGUUAUAUUGCUGAAUACGUGUUCGACUAUGGACAGCUCGAGUCAAGCUUUGUGUGCGCUUUGAAACAUUGGAAGCCACAAACCGUGUCUUUCCUGGAGUUGCCUCCCGAGAUACGCAACA